This is a messenger RNA of Fulvia fulva, 8058 nucleotides long. Its product is annotated as eIF-2-alpha kinase activator GCN1. The coding region runs from base 1 to 8058 and encodes 2685 amino acids. NCBI's taxonomy places the organism in Eukaryota, Fungi, Ascomycota, Dothideomycetes, Mycosphaerellales, Mycosphaerellaceae. Gene Ontology annotation, cellular component: cytosol. Gene Ontology annotation, biological process: regulation of translation; cellular response to amino acid starvation. The transcript is spliced from 2 exons. The record is from RefSeq and is a predicted model, not a curated record. Gene Ontology annotation, molecular function: protein kinase regulator activity.
AUGGCGGAGACAGAGAACAGCGUAGAGGCAGUGUCGAAUGGCGAUCAUGCCUUUGACAUCUGGGAGGUGAGGCAGGUGCUACUGUCUAGCAGCACAAAGCGUCGGGCUGGCGAGCUUCACAGCAUCCACGAUCAGCUCGUGAGUCGAGAAAUCUCCAUUUCUCAAGUCCCCGCUCUCUUGAACACAUUCCUCGAUACGCUCCCUCUCUACGUCGAUACACGAUCAAGGCAGGCAGUGGAGUCGUGUCUGUCUGCAAUUGCCAGCGCAGAGGCCGCGCCGAAACUGCUUGCGCGCUUCGUGAAGAGCUUGGAGGAUGAGUCGAAGAAAGUGGCCAUUGCGCCAGCAAAUGCAUUCAUCUUGAUUCGGUGGAGCUCGCUGGUGUUACAACAUGCGGCAAAGCAAAAAGAGCUGUGGGACGUGGCCGGGGAAAUAUCAACCCGGACACUCACCAACGCCUUGAACAUCCUCUUCGCGUCGAAGCCAAAAGACAGCACCGUUGCGACCGCGCUCCGCGUAAGCAGAAGAGCCUUUCGAACAGUCCUCAAGGCACCUUUUGGCCCGGAAACGAUUGGCGCAUGCAUCACGAGACUCUCCGCCAAAGCUGCCAGUCCAGCUCCCCAGAAUGCUUUGCCGCUCGGCAUCAUCGCAGGCGUUUGCGCGCGAGUGGCAGGUCAGAAGUCAGUCGUGGAAGACAAACGGCAGCACUACUGUGCAUUCUACCUGAGAGAGUUCCUUGGGUCCAAAGUCCAGCUUCCGGUCUACAUCAGCAAUGCUCUGCACGACUUUUGGGAAUCAUACGUGUCAGUGGAAGAUCUCAAGAAGGACAUCAUACCGACUGUGGAGAAGUCGCUUCUGCGGGCACCAGAGGUCGUGCUGAACGAUCUGGUGGCGCCUGUGGUAUCCUCCCUACCCGCAGACCAGGACUUGUCUGACAUACUCGCAAACAACCUCGUCAAGCCGCUGGUCUCAAACAUCAAGUCUACAAAUGCGACAACUCGAGAAGGCGCUGUGCGAACGUUCAAAGCACUAGCACAGCGUUGCAAAGACGAGAAGCUGGUCGAGAAGGCCGCGGACGAGAUCCUGACACCCCUGAAGACCAACAAAGUAACAUCCGCUGAUCAGCGCGUCCUGCAUGCUGAUAUGCUCUCUGUACUGUCACCUUCAUCGUCACUAGCGUCAAAAGUGCCCCAAGGACUUGUACCGGUAGCUGUCAAGGAAGGAAACGAGCCGGCGGCAUCUGCCAUCGUCAGCUGUAUCGCAGUGUUCGUGCGGUAUGCUCUUGAGCAGGGUGCGAAGGUUGACAACGCAACAAUCGAUGCAUUCAAUAAAGGCUUGGCUGAGAAACGCUUGCCAAUGCGUCGCAUCUGGGCACUGCACCUGGCUGAGAUCGUUUCGUCAGUGACCCCAGAGACUCUAGCGAACGAGGCGACCACCUCCCUGUUCGAUGCAUGUGUGGGCAAGUUCAUCGAUGCCUUCAACGAUGUUCACGCGAACCCGCUGCCAGCCGCACAAAACGGACAGGUGUCAGUGGCAUGUGCGGCAACAGCCCUGUGCCUUGCGAGAGCACCUGGCAUGCCAAAUCUCAAGAACACCUCUAUCAUCAAGAAAGCCAGCAUCGCUAGUAAGGUCUUGGCGCUGGAACCGAAACCAUCAUUCUUGCUCAACCCUCGUGUAUACACGAAGCUCGCCACCAAGGAGGAUCUCAAGUGGUUCCUGCGUGCCGUCAAUGCUGUCUUCCCACGGUUGCAAACGGAGAACGGCCAGGACGCGCUAUCAAUUGCUUGGGCUCAAGCUCUCAUCUUUCUCAUUGCGUCAAGUGCCGUGCCUGCAGAAAUCAAGAAAGAGGCUCUCGUAGCUCUGCAGACUCUCUACACCACAGCUCCUCGCGCUACGGCUCAGAUUGUUGUCAACGGCUUGUGGCAAUGGUGCGAAGACCUCGAGCUUGAAAGCAAGGACAGCACCGCUGUAGCAGCCAAGUCAGGCAACGACAAAUUAUUUAGAGUUGUGCGGGCGAUAUGUCUUGACUCAGAAGCUUUGUCGAAACUGAAUGCCGAUAUCGAGAAGGAAGUGAUCGAGACGCAACUGAGGGCACUCUUGGUUCUCUGCAGACCACAACUGGUGCCGAAAGCACCGUGGAUCGAUAUGUGUCUCCGAACCGGCACUGAUCCUGGCACCAUGGUGGAGAAGUCGUCACAGGACUGCCUGGUACGAAUACUGGCGGUGACCGAGAAUCCCGUUUGGCGACCACUUCCGGCUUUCCAGAUGGCAGCAUGUGCCGCCGCUGCUGACCUGGCUUUUGUUGCCCCUGAGACGAUGACACCACUCCUUGUCGCACAAAUAUCGUUGGAUCUAGAUCUGAAACAGCUCAGCGAUAUUGGCCCGACUGAAGCAGCAAUAUCACGAACGCCCGAAGGAACAGCUUUCGUUGACGUGCUGUCGACGUCCAGCCAGACUCAGCAGAUCAGCAAGAAUGACAAAGACUACGAGAUCCUGAAGUUUGAAGAAGAGCUACGAGCGCAGAUCGCUUCGAAGAAAGGGCAGACCAAGAAGCUUACACCAGAUGAACAGGCUAAAGUCAACGCCCAGCUCAAGAAAGAGUCCGAGAUACGAAAGCAGGUCAGUGAAGUGGCUGAUCGAUUACGACGAGGUAUCGGCAUGAUCACUGCGCUCGCGACAGGACCACCAACUGAGGCUGAGGCCUGGUUUGGCUCCUCUGUGAAGCUUCUCUUCGAGGUGAUUCAAGCUGGCGCCGGCCUCAUCCUUGGCGAUGCUGCCUCAGUAGGCUACCUCCGUUGCUCUGAGAAGACCUCGACACGCCUUGGCCAGUUGCGACCUUUCGUCGGUGUCGCCACCUUGAGAUCAGCCGGCAUCACCAUGCUGCCAGAGAAUCUUCUCGCUGAACCUCUUGGAGAUCUUGUCACUCGGUUGCUGUACAGGAUUCGAUUCCUCGGCGAGCAAAAACCGUUUGACACUGUCACUCUGAGUUAUAUCCUGUCACUGAUCUUUUUGGUCUUGGAGAAUGCAGGUGUCGAUCGUGCUGCAGGUGAAGACGCUGACGAGCAGAUCAUUCUCGCUAUCGAGUUCAUGUCGUUCCACACACAAGCCUGCGAAGAUCCUCGUCUGCCUCGAGAGAAGAUCAUCGCCACGCUCAUCGCGGCAAUGCAGCGUUAUACUCAGCACUUCAGAGACAUCAAGGACUGCUUCGCCGACCUUUGUCGAUGUGUCGCACCAAGCAUGAUCGCCACAGAGACUGACACUGCUGUCCGAGGUGUACUUGUUUCCGACACUUCCGUGCGUAAUGCUGUGUUGCAGGCGAUAAGUGCCGAACUCGAACUGGCAGAUCGUGAGUUUUACGAAGAGAUCUGGCUGGCUUGCCACGACGACGAUGAGGAGAAUGCUGGCAUUGCACAUGAGAUCUGGGAAGAGAACGAGCUCAAAGUCGUGCCUGAUGGUGCGAUGCAGUGUCUGUCGUAUCUUGAGUCGCUUGAUCCACAACUCAGACGUGCGGCUGCCAGAGCUGUCGCAGCUGCUGUCAAGCAGAAUCCAGCCACGUUCCAAGACGUGCUCCAAGCACUACAAGUCCGCUACGCCGAAGCUGCGAAGCCUAGAAAACCAGAGCUCGACAAGUAUGGAAUGCCGCUCAAGAAGGACUUGUCGGAUCCGUGGGAGGCCAGACAUGGCUUCGCGUUGGCGUUCAAAGAAAUGGCGGUCACCUUCCCAGCAGAGCAACUUCAGUCAUUCCUAAACUUCCUGAUACAGAAUGGUCCGUUGGCUGAUAAGAGUGUAACUGUACGAGAUGCCAUGGUUGAUGCAGCCACUGCGGUUGUAUCAGCUCGGGGUAAGGAACUCGUAGAGCCACUGAUGAAGCUUUGCGAGGAUACGCUUGGCUCGAGCAGUAACUCGCAAACCCAGGAUCUGGUCAAUGAAGCCGUGGUCAUUCUCUACGGCGCUCUGGCUAGACAUUUACCAAAGGGCGAUCAACGCAUACCGAAGGUGGUCAAUCGCUUACUGGACACGCUCAGUACACCAUCGGAGUCUGUACAAUAUGCAGUAGCACAGUGCCUCCCACCACUUGUCCGAGCAUCGAUCGAUCAAGCAGGACAAUAUCUGCAGCAGACGCUGAACGAUACCUUACAUGCCAAGAAGUAUGCAGCGCGUCGUGGUGCAGCAUACGGUUUAGCUGGUAUCGUCAAGGGCAGAGGUAUCUCGAUCUUGCGGGAAACCAGACUCCUGUCCACACUCAGGAGCGCGACCGAGAACAAGAAGGACCCGAAUGAACGACAAGGUGCUUUCCUGGCCAUCGAGCUGCUUUCAUUGCUUCUGGGACGUGUCUUCGAGCCCUACGUGAUUCAGCUUGUACCUCAGAUGCUCUCCGGAUUUGGCGAUGCUAGCGCUGAUGUGCGUGAAGCUUGUCUGGACGCAGCGAAGACGUGCUUCUCGUCGUUGAGCUCGUUCGGUGUCAAGCAAGUCUUGCCACAAUUGCUAGAUGGUCUUGACGAGCAGCAGUGGCGCAGCAAGAAAGGUGCUUGCGACUCGUUGGGCGCCAUGGCAUACCUCGACCCACAACAGCUUGCUGUCUCGCUGCCAGAGAUCAUCCCUCCACUCACGGAGGUGCUCAAUGACAGCCACAAAGAAGUGCGCUCCUCUGCCAAUCGAAGCUUACAGCGAUUCGGAGAAGUCAUCAGCAACCCCGAAGUGAAGAGUCAGGUCAGCAUAUUGUUGAAGGCUCUCAGCGAUCCUACAAAGUACACCGACGAAGCUCUUGACGCGCUCAUCAAGGUCAACUUCAUCCAUUACCUCGAUGCGCCAUCACUCGCGCUCGUCGUUCGCAUCUUGGAACGUGGUCUCGGCGACCGCUCUGCGACAAAGCGAAAAGCGGCUCAGAUCAUUGGCAGUCUGGCACAUCUCACGGAAAAGAGAGAUCUCACAGCACAUCUACCGAUCCUUGUCGCCGGCCUACGAGUGGCAGUGGUCGAUCCGGUGCCUACCACUCGUGCCACUGCUUCGAAGGCAUUGGGUUCUACGAUCGAGAAGCUCGGCGAGGAUGCGCUGCCAGAUCUCAUCCCAAGCCUCAUGUCCACACUCAAGUCCGAUUCUGGUGCUGGUGAUCGUCUUGGUUCUGCCCAGGCACUGUCUGAAGUGCUUGCCGGUCUUGGUACGAGCAGACUUGAGGAGACUUUGCCAACUAUCAUGCAGAACGUGUCCAGCUCCAAGGCAUCUGUGCGCGAGGGCUUCAUGUCGCUGUUCAUCUUCUUGCCGGCGUGCUUCGGUAACAGCUUCGCGAACUACCUCAACCGGAUCAUUCCACCCAUUCUCGCAGGUCUGGCAGACGAUGUCGAGUCCAUCCGCGAGACAGCCCUUCGCGCUGGUCGCCUGCUUGUCAAGAACUUUGCAGCUCGCUCCGUUGAUCUCUUGCUUCCUGAGCUUGAGCGUGGUCUUGCUGAUGACAGCUACCGCAUUCGUCUCAGCUCUGUCGAAUUGGUCGGUGACCUCCUGUUUAACCUUACCGGAAUCAGUGGCAAGGCCGAAGCCGAAGACAUCGAGGAAGGUGCUAACGAAGCCGGCCAAUCUCUUCUCGAGAUUCUUGGCGAGGAGAAGCGCAACAGAGUGCUCUCUGCGUUGUACAUCUGCCGCUGCGAUACUUCUGGCCUGGUUCGUACAUCUGCCAUGAACGUGUGGAAGGCUCUUGUUUCAUCGCCGCGGACACUGCGUGAGCUUGUGCCAACGCUCACGCAACUUCUCAUCCGGAGAUUGGCUAGCUCCAACCCAGAGCAAAAGGUCAUUGCUGGUAAUGCUCUCGGCGAACUUAUUAGGAAAGCCGGAGAAGGCGUACUCGCAACACUUCUACCCACCCUUGAGGAAGGUCUGCAGACCUCGACAGAUACCGAUGCCAGAGAAGGUAUCUGUAUUGCCCUGCGUGAGCUCAUCAGUGCAGCAACACCAGAGUCGCUCGAAGACUACGAAAAGACUCUCAUCUCUGUGGUCCGCACUGCACUGGUUGACUCAAACGAAGACGUCAGAGAGGCUGCAGCUGAGGCGUUCGACAGCUUGCAGAAGAUCUUGGGCAAGCGUGCGGUCGACCAGGUUCUACCACAUCUGCUGAACCUACUGAGAUCAGAAGAGGACAAGGACAACGCGCUCUCUGCUCUGCUCACCCUCCUUACAGAGACAUCAAGAUCGAACAUCAUCCUGCCGAACUUGCUUCCUACGCUACUCACAUCGCCUAUCUCAGGCUUCAAUGCUAGAGCACUGGCAUCACUCGCGGAAGUCGCCAGCUCCGCCAUGACAAGAAGACUGCCGAACAUUCUGAACUCACUCAUGGACAACAAGAUUGCCACCAAAGACAUGGACGUUAGAUCAGAUCUUGAUGCAGCAUUCAAUUCCAUCCUGCUGUCUGUUGACGAAUAUGAUGGCCUUAACACCAUGAUGAGCGUUAUGCUUGCUAUGGCUAAGCACGACGACCAUCGCCGACGCGCAGCUGCUGAUCUUCACCUGGCCAAGUUCUUUUCGGAAACUGACAUUGACUUCUCGAGAUACUACCCAGACAUCAUUCGAGCGUUGCUUAUUGCCUUCGAUGAUAGUGACAACGAAGUCGUCAAGGCAGCCUGGUCCGCACUUGAUGCUUUGAUGAAGAAGCUUCGCAAGGAGGAGAUGGAGUCUCUUGUCGUGUCGACAAGACAGACUCUCAACCAGGUGGGUGUUGCUGGACACGCUCUGCCAGGAUUCUCUCUACCAAAGGGCAUCAACGCCAUUCUGCCAAUUUUCUUGCAAGGUUUGAUGAAUGGCUCAGCCGAGCAGAGAACACAGGCCGCGCUUGCCAUCUCGGACCUCAUCGACCGUACAGCGGCGGAUGGCCUACGACCAUUCGUCACACAGAUCACCGGUCCACUCAUCCGUGUUGUGUCAGAGCGAUCUACCGAGCUCAAAGCGGCUAUCCUGCUGACGCUGAACAACUUGCUGGAGAAGAUCCCGACGUUCCUCAAGCCGUUCUUGCCACAGCUUCAGCGCACGUUUGCAAAGUCACUAGCAGACCCUUCAAGCGAGGUCCUCCGGUCACGAGCUGCGAAGGCGCUCGGCACGCUGAUUACCAUGACGCCGCGUAUCGAUCCGCUCAUUGCUGAACUCGUCACUGGAUCGAAGACAACAGACAUGGGCGUCAAGAAUGCUAUACUGAAAGCACUGUACGAGGUGGUGAGCAAAGCUGGUGCCAACAUGAAUGACGUGUCACGGAACUCCAUUCUCGGCCUCAUCGAUUCUGACUCGGGCGACUCUGAUGAUGCCCUUGACAUUACAUACGCCAAGCUGCUCGGCGCAUUGAUCAAGGUCCUGCCUACGGAUACGCAGACCGAGCUUAUCAAGAGUCGUGUACUCAGGAAGGAUUUCUCGCACGCAUCCAUCCUGGCACUUAACGCUGUGCUACUAGAUGCACCGGAGACCUUGACCACUUCGCUCGACGACAUCACCCGCACGAUCAUCGCUCAAGGUAUCCGCAACAGGGAACCCUUCAUCGCCGACAAUGCUGUCCUCGCAUCAGGCAAGUACCUCCUUUCAGAUGCUGGCAACAAGACGUAUGAAGGCACGAAACCAAUCUUCGAGACUUUCGCCGAUUACGUCCUUCCCGGUGCUCCAGUCGACACCCGUCGCCUCAUUCUCGUUGUGAUUCGCACCGUCUCUCGCGAGAACAACGAGCUCAUCCGUCCUCAUCUGGCUCUCCUCGUCCCAGCCAUCUUCAAGGGUGUGCGCGAUCCUGUUAUUCCCGUCAAGCUCUCGGCGGAAGCUGCGUUCUUGUCCAUCUUCCAGGUCGUGGAAGAGGAGAGUGCGGUAUUUGACAAGUUCAUGCAGGGUCCUGGGGCGAGCUUGGGUCCGGGUGAGAAGAGAAGCAUGCAGGAGUACUUCAAGCGUAUUGCGCUGAGGUUGAGCAGUCAGGCUAGAGAGAGGAAGGAGGCAGAAGGUGGUGCUGGAGGUCUCGGCUUGAGUAGUGAUGAGCAGGAGGAUGUGAGGGAGGUGUGGAGUAUUGGCAAGGUGGAUUUGGGAGAAGGGAACUUUGCGGAUGAGUAG